AACUAGUUUUCAGUAAACUUAUAUUUCCCAUCUCACUUGCUAUUGUCUCACAUAUCUGACUUCUGAUAUAUACAAAGAGAGAGAGGAUGGAGCCCAAAUACUUUCUUCAUAAUCAUCCCCUUCACUUCUUCGAAGGGUGGAGCAAUAAUAUCCACGGUAAGACUGGAGGUGUAAAUUGCUCAUCAGGGUGUGGGCAGCCAAUCUCAGCUCAGUUCUAUGCAUGCAUCGACUGUAAGUUUUUCCUUCAUAAAUCAUGUUCUGAGCUACCAACGAACAUCACUCACCUCUUUCAUGAUAAUCAUCCUCUCACUCUUUUAGCCGAAGCACCACACUCGUCUUGUGAUUUUUGUGGUGGUAGUGUCAAUGGAUUUGUUUACCGCUGUUCUUCUUGUCAAUUUGACCUUGACAUCAAGUGUGCCUUGCUCCCAGAAUUCCUCAAUGGAGAUUUUCCAAAAGUUGAUCAUCAAAUUCAUGCUGAACACCCUCUCUUCUUCAUCAAAAAUCCUAGCCAUGAAGUUAAACUAGCUUCUUAUUGCUAUUGCAGUGUUUGCUUAGAACAGUUAUCGGAUGCUUCCUUUUACACUUGUGUUGUUUGUAAGCUUUUCUUUCAUAAGUCAUGUUCUGAGACUAAGCUACCAUUGAACAUCAAUCACCCCUUCCAUGAGAAGCACACUCUUACUCUUACUGUUCUUAAACGCGAUAGGGCAGUACCUUGUCAAUUUUGUGAUAAUGACCGUUAUCCUCCAGGAGUGUUUUAUCAUUGUUCUUCUUGUCGUUUCAAACUUCACAUCAAGUGCGCCUUUCUCCCACAAGUCCUCACUGGGAAUUUCCCAAAACGUGAUCAUCAUUUUAGUGAUGUUGAUGAACACCCACUCUUCUUCAUCCAAAAGGACCUUGUUAGCAACAGCAAUAAAGUUGAACUAUGCACUUUUUGCUUUGUUUGCAAAGAAUUAUUAGCGGGUAGUUCUUUUUACUAUUGUCCGGACUGCAAAUAUUUCGUUCAUAAGUCAUGUGCAUUUAAAGAGAUACCUUUGAAAAUUAAUCACUCUCUCCAUGAUAAACAUGCUAUUAGACUAACCAAAGCACAUGAUCUCAGCGAACCAUGUAACUUUUGUUGUAAUAAGAUCGAGGGAUCUAUGUACAGCUGUUUUUCUUGUGAGUUCCAUCUUGAUUCCCGAUGUGCAUUGCUCAUCACCAAAGAUCUCCCCAAACGUGAUCAUCAUUUUAGCCAUGAUGAACACCCACUUGUCUUCAUCAAAAUGCUCAGCAACGAAGUUGAAAUACAUUCUUCCUGCUCUGUUUGCUCAAAACCACUAUUGGGUACUUCUUUUUACAAUUGUCCUGAUUGUCAAUUUUUCUUUCACAAAGAAUGUGAGGCAGAGUUGUCAACUGAGAUUAAGCAUUUUGCGCACCCUCAACACCCUCUUAGUCCUAGAUUUUCCUUAUGUACCUGUCGCUUUUGCCAAGGUAAAAGUGAUGGGAAGGAAAUUGGAUACCAAUGUCCCUCUUGUGACUUUUAUAUUCAUCGUAAGUGUAUCUUACCCCGGCUUGUCUCGGAAAGUAAGAUCCAUGACCAUGACCACCAGUUGAUCCCAUUCAGAAGGAAAAAUCUCUUCAUUUGCGAUGCAUGUGGGGUGUCAGGAAAUUCUGCUGGCUAUUUUUGUGUUAAAUGCAUUCUCAUGGUCCAUUGGGAUUGUAUUUUGCUGCCAAAAACCAUCAAAUUCAAACUGCACAGUCAUCAUCGACUUGUCCACAACUAUUGGUUGCCACAAAAAAAGGGUGAAAAAUGGACUUGUCAACGUUGCUUCAAAAAGGUGGAAGCAGAGUAUGGGAGUUACAAAUGUUUGCAUUCGGACUGUAAUUAUGUUAUUCAUACGAGUUGCGUAAAAGAGAAUAAAGGUCUUUAUAUCGGAGUUGAGUCAGAAGAUGAGAAAAGUGAUGAGGCUUCUUCUUCUUCUAGUUGUGCUGUGGUGCUAGGAGACAAGAUAAAGCAUUUCAACCACAAGCAUGAAUUAGUGCUUGAUAAGGAGGAGAUUAUUACGAAUGGCGAUAAAAAUUGUUGCAAUGGGUGUGCAUUACCGAUCUUGACUGCCGCUUACAGUUGCCCACAAGCAGAGUGUAAUUUCUCCCUUCACAAGGCUUGUGCCCAAGUUGGAGAGCACAAACCACAUUGGGCUUCCUGGGAACCUCUUGAAGUCAGCAUGAAGCUCCAGUUUGGUUGUGAAUUUUGUGAGUAUGACUGCACCGGUUUUAAUUGCUUUGAAAGACAAGAUUGUAGGAAAUUUUGCUUCAGAUGUAGCGAGAUCCCUUUCAUCACUACCCAUGAAGCACACGCUCAGCAUUCCCUCUUCUGUGAUCGAGAUCACAAGGGACGAUGUAGUGGCUGCGGUAAGGAAAUGGGUAAAUAUGGUGGUUACAAAUGCACGCUAGCAGAGGAAGAGGAGAAUUGCAAAUUUGCCUUGGACUACAGAUGCUUGACACGUCCCCUUAAAGCUGAACAUAGGUUCCACCAUCACCCUCUAAAACUCACUUAUGAAGAUCCUUACAAGGAUGAUGAUGGUGAUCCAUUUCAACACAUGUGUGAAAUCUGUGAAGAUAGAAGAGAUCCAAAGGUCUGGUUUUAUCGGUGUGAUGAGUGCGAUUUUGAUGCUCAUCCCGAUUGCGUUCUUGGAGAAUACCCUUUCAUCAAGCGCGGUAGCAUCUGUGAUGAAGGUUAUAAUAGAUGUGUCUCUCAUCAACGAUCUCUCAUUUAUUUCCAGAGUGAGAAAUAUCCCUAUCCGAAAUGUGUUAAAUGUGGCAAUCCUUGCAAAGAUCAGCUGGCUAUUAAAUGUCCCCACUCUGAGUGCAACUUUGCUCUACAUUUUGGUGAGUGUGCCGGUUGGUGUUCUUAACAUGUGGAGACCGUGGGGGCGUCCAUAUUGUAAAGAACACCCAAGGAAAUAUGUAAGAAUGGAGAAGACAAAGGCUUGUAGCAUUUCUUUUACUGCUCUGCGCAAACUGUAAUUAUAUUAUUGGUUUUACUAUGGGAAGCAUUCCGGUUGCUCAGACCAGCAGGGCACAAUUGCUUUCACUUAUGGGGUGGUAUAUUACCAUGACUAUAUAUGUUUUAUAGUCAAACUUGCUAUAUUUUUAAUUCAUAAAGAGGAACUCCUUGUCAAUUUCUACUAUUGAAAAGAAGGAUCAUUCAGGCUAAAGAAGAGGCUGAGGUUGAAACAAUGUCAAUGAUUAGAUGAGCAAGAUCAGAUGCUUCAUCCUUGGGGGGAGAAAUAAAAUACAUAGGAAAUUGGCUCCAAGCAAUUAAACAAUUUCAUCUUCUGUAGGGAUAAUGCUAUUGCUCACUUCUUGAUUCAUUUGCCACUGACUAAGUUCAAGGAAAAUAAAAGAGCUCGAAGAUGCAAUCCUAUCAGUUGGAUACAUUCACAUGGAGAAGACACAUGCAUGGUUACCUUCCCAAGUUUGCUUUGGUAUGUCAAGCUCUUCAACCAAUCAACCUAUUAGUAAAUU
Messenger RNA from Rubroshorea leprosula, 3504 nucleotides. The record is from the annotation of a GenBank genome assembly. NCBI's taxonomy places the organism in Eukaryota, Viridiplantae, Streptophyta, Magnoliopsida, Malvales, Dipterocarpaceae.